AUGAAACCUGAAAAUACAGAAAUAAUUCCUGUUUUGAGUGAAGAAUAUAAUAAUUUUAAACUUUUCUAUGAAUUAUAAACAUAACCAGCCUAAUAAUUGUAUUAUAGACCUGUUUAUAAUGAAAAUUAUGAAAUAGUUAGAGAAAUUAGAGUCAAAAGAAUAAGAAAUUAUGUAAUCAAAGAAGAUAAUGUAACAGAUCUAUAAAAAACAUAAUAAAGAUUAUAAUAUUGGAUAUAAUUAAGUUAAAAAAAACAUCCUAAUUUAUUAAAUCUAAGAGCAGCAGUAAUACAAAAAGAUGUAUGCAAAUAUGUUACUGAUUAUAUUGAUGGGAUAACAUUAGAAAAAUUACAAAAUAAAAAUAUUUAAAAUAAAGACAAAAUAAAAAUAAUGCAAUAAAUGGUUGAUUCUUUAAGGAUGUUGCAUUCCUAAUAAUUGGUUCAUGGGGAUAUUAAACCUUCAAAUUUUAUGAUUACUCCACAAUAUCAAGUAGUUUUAUUGGAUCUCGAUUAAUUAGGAGCAGAGAGACAAUCUGCUGAUAUGACAUAUUUGUAUUCAUUUAAGGAUGAUCAAUGCCCAACAUUUUAAGGAGAUGUAUGGUCUCUUGGGUUAUGUAUCUAUUCAUUAUUUUUUGGUCAAAGAAUAGAAAAAAAUUGGACUAUUGAUGAUUAUAAGGGAAGAGAUUUUCCUGCUUUUAAUAUUAGAUCUUAUGGUCCUAUUUAAUAAAUUCUAGAUGCUUGUCUCAUUGAUAGUCCAAAAGACAUCUGGUACAUAAGUACUUUAAGUAAGCAAUUAUGA
This is a messenger RNA of Paramecium pentaurelia, 795 nucleotides long. NCBI's taxonomy places the organism in Eukaryota, Ciliophora, Oligohymenophorea, Peniculida, Parameciidae. The record is from the annotation of a GenBank genome assembly.